Messenger RNA from Bipolaris zeicola 26-R-13, 1104 nucleotides. RefSeq lists its product as uncharacterized. Bases 1 to 1104 code for a protein of 367 amino acids. The record is from RefSeq and is a predicted model, not a curated record. The transcript is spliced from 2 exons. Lineage: Eukaryota; Fungi; Ascomycota; Dothideomycetes; Pleosporales; Pleosporaceae.
AUGGCAUCUGUUCAGGAUUUCCAGCUUGCAGCCCUUGCUGCUGGCUUCACACUUGGCUUCGGCUUCUUGACAGUAUGGGAGGCAAUCAAGCAGACACGGCGGAAUCACAGCCCAUUACGCUCUGCCUACAUUUACAUGGUAUGGGGUGAGAUUCUAGUCAACGUCUGCAUUGGAGUCAUUGGAUGGCUCUUUCUCAAUGACACAGUUGGGCCGAGUAUACCAGUCUUGUUCUCCAUCCUGUUCUUCUGGGUGUUUGAGAUUCAACUGCUCAUGCAAAUUAUCAUCAAUCGAAUUGCACUCAUCGCCGAGCACCGCAGUACGAUUAAGAAACUCAAAUGGGGUACCUUCAUCUUCAUCACUGCCAUCAACAUUGCCGUCUUCUGCAUCUGGAUCCCUUCGCAUACAAAUCCCCCUAUCAACGAUACCUUCGUCAAGAUCAACAAUGUAUGGGAUAAAAUCUCCAAAGUUCUUAUCCUCAUCGUUGACGCAGCGCUCAACUGGUACUUCUUGCGCACUGUCAAGAUUCGAUUGGUAAACCAGCACGGCCUCACCAAAUACGCGCCACUCAUCAGCUUCAACGGUAAGCUCAUGCUCAUCUCCAUCGCCAUGGACGCCCUCCUCAUCGGCCUCAUGUUCCUCCGUAACCAAGUCGUCUACAUUCAAUUCCACCCCGUCGCCUACAUGGUCAAGCUCAACAUCGAGAUGUCCAUGGCCUCGCUCGUCGUCCGCCUUGCCCAGGGCAAAUCCCAAAACGACAUGGGCCCCGAAGAAUUCCACAGCACCACCGAUCCCGAAUCGCAUUCGCGCUCUGCCGCCGCCGCACAGUCCCUACACCUUACCAACCGCUCUAAGCGUAACCACCCUUCGAAUAUGCGCAGCGCCGGUCUCAGCAAGAUCGAUAGCGACGAGAGUCUCGAUCUUGGCGGUAUUCAGUGCCAUACUGAACUCCGCAUUACACAUGAGGAUCGCAAGGAGACGACUGAUAGGAGAGAUUUUAUAGAGAGCAGCUCGAGGAGCAGUAAUGAUGCGCCUGCGCUCAGCGUGUUUGGGGAUGAGACGCCCCUGCACAAGAAGACCUUCAGAGUGCAGGAGAAAGAGGUAUAA